Messenger RNA from Penaeus vannamei (Pacific white shrimp), 2348 nucleotides. The record is from RefSeq and is a predicted model, not a curated record. Lineage: Eukaryota; Metazoa; Arthropoda; Malacostraca; Decapoda; Penaeidae.
CAGCAAUGGAAGGGUGCGAGCGUGUGGUGGAGUCUGUGGUGGCGAGUCUAUCCUCAGGAGAGUGUCCCGUGCUCCGUGUGCCUCGCUCCCAUAGGAGCGACGGCGCGGGCGGCGUCGGAGAGAGCCUCGUCACCGUGGGGGCGCCUCAAUCCACCCGCCGCUUCUCCGUGCUGCUCUUCACCCUCGCUCAGGCCUUCCGCCACGUCGCGUCGGGGACCUUCAGCACCAGGAGGCCCGCGAGGAGCCCGGCCUCGCUGUGCGGAGUCUGGCGUGGUUGGGCGUGCUGCCAUCUGACCUGCCAGCGCUACAGCUACCCGCCCACGCCCUCUUGCCCCUCACGCCCACGGACCACGGGAAGCUGGCUUCGCUCGCUGCCCACCCGCUCGUCUCGAAGUGCCCAACAUGGCUACAGCAGAUUCACGAGCAGCAGAAAGCGGGCUACAAAGCGGAGAUCCAGAGCCUGACUCACAUAGCGCAAGACUACCUCACGUCCUCCUACAUCCCGACCAAGAUCAGACAAGGAGGCUGGAUCACAUAGCUUUUUGGCAAUCCUUUAUCCUUCUGCCUAUCUCCUCCACGCUCCUUAUCCUCUCCCGCGUCUCUCGUCGCUAGCGUUUUACUUGUGCGUUGUCACUACGUUUCUUUUCUCUCUUAUUUGUUAUUUUUCUUCUCUUUUGUUCUUCCUUGCUGCACUUCGUCCCUCCCCAUCUUCAGCAAUUACCCUGGUCCAUGCACCUUACUCACAAUAAAUCUUGCUCUCUCUUCGCCCGUCGUGGUCACUUACCGCCAGCAGCGUAGAGAGCAGGACGCGAGAGGCCGCGUCUCCCUCGUGUCCUCCAAGUACUCCUCCUCCCGCGCCCUUUCCGGCUCAAGGCGGGAUCUUGCAUCUUGAGAGCUAAGUGGCUUCUAUUAGUUCCAUCAGCGUGUGCGGAGGCCCCGGGCGGCUGUACUUCCCUCAGGCACCCCGGCCAACUCCGAGGGAGGUGUGAGGAAGGGAAGACGGAUUAAUGGGCGGAGGGAAAGGGGAGCAGGUGAAACAUACAUUCCUAAUGCCAGUCGGGCGGGCGCAGAGGGAAAUGAUAAAGACAAAGGUGACCCGAAAGAACAUGAAAUCGGAGAAUGGAUGAGAUGAAGAAGGUGAAGGACGAGGAGGAGGAGGAGCAGCAUCCUGAGUCCGCGGGGUGAUUGAUCGGGUGACACCGGGAAGGGGGAACAGAUAACCCAGAAAAGAAAGUCGAUAAGAGAGGGAAAAUGAGGACGGAUGAUGGAAGGAGCUGAGACAGUUUAUUGGAGGAGAUAGAUGUUGAGAGAGAUUGUGACGGAGACCGCGGAAGAUGCUUCUUGUGAUUGGCGGAAGAUAUUGAUUCACAAGAUUUUGAUUGUAAGCGAUUCUGCAUGUGGGAGAACGGGGAUGCUUAAUGGCUAAGAACAGGGGGGACUGCAGCGUGUGGAGUACACAUAGAAGGACCAAGUAGACAAAGUCAGGAAAUGUGCCAAAAUUUCCUUAAAUGCUCCAUUUCCGAGAUGGACCCGCCUGACUGCUCUUAAUUUGAGGGUUCAUUUGUUUGUAUAUUGUUUCAUAUGGAGGUAUGAAAGAGGAAAGAACAAGGAAUGCUCGUUGUUCUCAGAUUAAAUGCAGUGCGUACAAAGGGUUCAUUAUCUUCCAGGCCAGAAUCAUAUUAAAACUGAAUAACUAUUCGUAACGGAGGAAUAGGCGCGCUUUAGGAUUUGCCACGGCUUCUCCUUGAUUCGUUGCAGCGAUGAACAGAAAGAAUGCAUUACGCUCUGCAAAUUUAUUAUUUCGGUGUAAUAUUCUGCUUGGUGAAUCUGAAGCGAGAUUAUCAAGAGCCCUUUGAUUUUUCGUUUUGCCUUAUUUUACUUUUACUUUUUAAACUAUUGCCAUAGUUAUUUUUCUUGGUACUGAGUGAUUUUUUUUUUCUUUCUACGAAGCGAUAGAACGGAAAUCCAUCAUCGGCUUUUGUCACCAAUGAUAGACCGGUAUAGAUUUUCCUCAUGAAUAUUAAGUGGUGUUUCCAAAGUUUCUCGGGAUAUCGUCUAUCGCUUAAUAGAAUCUUCAAGCCAUAAGUUGAGUCCCGAGUCAGAAUAGUUAACGAGAUAACCAGUAGGCAAAGUAUGUGUCUUUCAUCAAUUCGUGACGUUGAUUCAAUUACCAGAUCUGCAGAUUGGCACUGAUUUUUUAAGGGGGGGGAGGGGUGAUCAGACUACAUUGACUGGGAAAAUACUCUGUCAUUUAGCAACGACAGACCGUGUAUGAAUUUCAGUGUAAAUUUGAUUUGAUAUUAGAGCUUCAACGAAUCUGCUUAUUUGUGAUGAAGGAAUAAUUAUAA